AUGCUGGACCCGAACGUCACCCUGUCCGACACACUCACAUCCGCCACACACCCAUCCCUCGUAGACGAUGGCUUCAGUCUCUCUCGGCGCAUGCCUUGCGGCAAGAACCCUGACGCAAUCGACAAUUGGCUCUCGAGCACCAUCGCUCCGCCCGUUCUUCCCUCCAUUCCCUCUAGUUCCGGUACUAUAUAUACCGGCAGCUUCAUCGACGACGGCGCAGACAUGCUCUACCCAACACAAGUCAUUCCUGGGUUUGGUGUAAUGGAUAAAAGGUUCUACGGUAAGGGCAAGCCACGCAAGAGCAGGCACGAGGAAGAGUGGACGGUGGAGAAAGAGAGGGCGCUAGCGGGUGAUAUGUGGAGGAGUCUUGCUAUAAUGCGAAGCAUUGCGAGGGUUGAGCUCAGCGAUGCUGACAAAGCUGAAAAAAGACGAGAAAGGAAAGAGACGAACAAAGGCAAAGUGGGCGCUGUUGAAGACGACGGUAGAGUGAGAAUAAUGAAGCCUUUGAUGUGGGGGACUAUUAUCAUUGAAGGCGACGAUGGGAGGGUUGUGGUCGUGGAUAGGGAGGGGGAUUAUGAUUCUGGAAAGCCGAAAGAGAAGAAGGGUCUAGAAAAGCGGGAAAAGGAGCAUGCGGAGCGAGAGAGAGGGAGGGCGAGGGAGCUUGAGAAGGCGCUACAGACGACGAAGAAGCGAGCAGAAGAAAAGGCCAAGUCAUUGAGGGAGCGGGAAGAGAUGGUAAAGGCGCAGGAGCGAUCAGUUGCCAAAGAGCGAAAUCGUAUGGACAAACACAACCGUCAUGGGCAUCAUCAAUCGUUUGCGAAUUCUCUCACACCUAUACCGGAAGCCGAUACGCUCGAAGAGAGCACAACGAGCAUCGCAUCACCUACAACAAUCUUCAUGAUCGGGCCGCAGAGCGACUGGUUUCCAACGGCCCAUGUGCCUACGGAACCAUCUGCAGCACCGCCGUCACCUACUGAGUCUCCUCCAGGAGCAUGGCCCUCCCCACAGCUUUCACCAGUCAAGUUCGCACCGUCGGUGAUGCUAGUGUCCACUCCCAGGGCCCUUUCGACGAUUACUUCAGUGACCGACUUCGAAGAACCGUGGAAUGAACAGAAGUCAUGGGUUCAAGAAGCCUCGGCUUUCAAGCUUCCUUCCUCAGCAUCUUCCGUCAAAUACUCAGAUGCAACAUCCUCGACUGUAUCGGAGGUUGCUCCGCAAGACUCACGAGGAAAGGCGGCCUCGUCGAUCUUUAACGAAGACAAGCCCUCGGGGCAUGGGUCGUCAAAAGGAGUAACAUCCGUCAGUCGAUCCAGAACAGGUUCCAUCGACAGCUGGAAAGAAGACGUGGACAAGCGCUCCGCUCGUGGCUCGCCAAAACGAGCAACAUCUUCUGGAUUCCGCUCCAAUGCCAUUUGGAGUGAGGACGUCGACCGGCUCUCAGCUCGUGAUUCUUCCAGACGACGCAAAUCUGGUGAAGCUUCCUGGGCUGGUUUGAACGAUAACUGGAAGCGAGACGUAGACACGUCCGAAGGGCGAGUUUCGCACACGACAACACGCUCUCCUAUAAAGUCUCCGAUCGCCUCGAUAUCAACUUGGAUCCAAGACGAUGGGAACAAGCCUUCCUACUCAGCAUACCCACCAAGCAAGCCAGCUACGUCGUGGAUCUCUGCGUCCACCUGGGAUCAGAACGAACACCACAGCCUAGCGCCCUCAGCCUGCUCACACAAGUCAGGAAGUCGAAGCUCGGUCGUCACACCAUAUUCGUGGAGACGGCAGGUCGAGGAAGUGUCGGAUCAUUCUACAGUCGGGUCAAACGAAUCACGUGCUCCUGCACCUUCCCGGGCGAUGUCUCCGAUGUCAUCAGAGGAGCGCGGUAGCGACGGUGAAGGCAUAGAAGAACGAGAUGAGGAUACGCACUCUGUGAAGACGCACUCAACAUACCAAGCGCCCACGGUGGAGGACGCACCGGAGUCAGAUGACGGUGCUCUUGAGUGGGAUUCUGCCUGGAGUAUGAAGGCCGAUCAGAAGGAUGAUGAAGACAGCAAAAGCCAAGCUGGAUGGAAGGGCGACCAGGCGAGCGUAGCAGGCAGUGCGAAGUGGAGUGGGAAGACUGGCUGGGGCGGGGACAUUGCGCAGGCUGACAGUGUGACAGAGAGGGCGGCUGGGGCUACGACUGGAGAUUGGAAUGACAAGAGUGGGUAUGAGGAGGGUAAUGAUACAUGGCUCAAUGCGGAAGUGGGUGGUGUCAAGUUCCGGGAGGCUGCGUGGAAGAGGGAACCACCAGAGGGAUCGUGGAGAGAUGUGUGA
Didymosphaeria variabile is the source of this 2307-nucleotide messenger RNA. RefSeq lists its product as uncharacterized. The transcript has a single exon. The coding region runs from base 1 to 2307 and encodes 768 amino acids. Lineage: Eukaryota; Fungi; Ascomycota; Dothideomycetes; Pleosporales; Didymosphaeriaceae. The record is from RefSeq and is a predicted model, not a curated record.